UACAUAUCUGAACAUAUUUACAGGUGCUACGUAGUAAAUUGCCUUUGAAAUCUAUUCAGCAAGUAAUGACUGUGGCCACCAAGCUACAAAUUGAGAAUGAGAAGGUGUUCAAGAAAAUUUCUGAUGUUCUUGCACAAGCUGUGUUUGGAAGAAAAAGCAAAACAUAUUCUUGCGGGUGAGGUUCAAAUGUCUGAUUUUGAAGACGUUGUAAGGACGUCAGAGGAUGUCUGUGCACUUUUCCCUUCGCUCGAUGGUGUCAAGAAAGCUUUCUCAAUGGCAAAAUCGUGGUUAACGAAGUCUAAACCAUAUUUAGUUUCUGAUCUCUCUUUGACGUCAGUUGCAAGUUCUUUGCUUAAAGUUGACGACUUGAAGGAGUUGGUUUCGGAAUCAAAUUUAUUGAUGAUGUAUUUGGAAGAGCGGGUUUUGCUUGAAGAUGUCUUACAGACAUAUACGCAAUGGGGGCGUGAUGCGUUUUCUGCUCUAAACGAUGCUGAGUUCCUUUUGAAUAUUCUUGAUGGGGGUGAUAAGAUUUUGUUUGAUAUUAUCUCCACAUUUAAAGAUCAUGUUACCAAGAUGGAAUCCAUAAUGGAAAAUGAGUUAUCACUCCGUUUUGACUCUAUUGUGAUUCCAAAACUACGAGAGACUUGUGCAUUUUUCAAUUGGUGUUCUAAAGCCCUAAUUUUUCAUGAUAGUGUUCCCAUACUCAAGGUGACCGUGAAGUAA
Molecule: messenger RNA, 723 nt
Organism: Helianthus annuus (common sunflower)
Lineage: Eukaryota; Viridiplantae; Streptophyta; Magnoliopsida; Asterales; Asteraceae
Exons: 4
Coding region: 97-723 (208 amino acids)
Source: RefSeq, a predicted model, not a curated record